AUGAACGGUAACCACAAAGACAACAAUGAUGAAAACUUUGUUAUUUUUCCCAAAAUUAUCUUCCGCACUUUGAAGCUACGUUCCGAAAUUAAUAACAACCCAGAGAGCAAAUAUCACAGCCUCAAGAAUCUAAAAACGCAUUCCUUGAACAAUCUCUUUAUGGAUAAUGACAUUGAAAAAAACAACAAAAACAUCAACAACAAAAACAACAACAUCAACAACAAAAAUGACAUCAACAACACCGGAAAUGACGUCAACAGUCCAGGUGACGAAGGUAAUUUAUUUUACGGCACCUACCGACAGGUUAAAGUUAAUCCAGGAUAUGUUAGUGAUAACGAUGACGAAGACAACAGCAAUUACAACAGCAAAGACAUCAGUAUCACCAACAUCAAUUGCGGAAGCAAAUACAGCAACAGUAGCAGCAAGUAUAAUAGUUACCAUUACCUUACUGAUCCAAAAAUUGCUAGCAAACUCUUCAAUGAUACAAACAGAAAUAACGAUGAUUCAUAUACUUACGUGCCAUUGCAAAAAAACAACAACAACAUCAAAAACAAAACUAAUAAUACAAACAACAAAAUUGUUGCCGAAAUUAAUGAUUGCAUAAUUUCUAACAAUUACAACAAGGAUCACAGUACAAUAAACAAUAAUAAUAUUAACUUAAAUUACAUCAAUUCACUUAACAUUAAUAACAUAAACAAUGAAAACAGCGUAUAUUUAAGCAAUAACAACUGCCUUACAAACAACAACAAAAUAAGCAACAACAUCCACAACAUAAACAACAACAACACAAACAAUCGUAAAAACGCAGACGACAAAUCCUCAAUUAAUGUUUCACGAUGCAUUCUCAACAUUUACAACAACUACAUCAACUCUGGAAUGCCUGACAUUAAAGACAUCAAUGAAAACGUCUCGAAGUGUGCCUACAACAACAACGUCAGCACCAAUAAACACUACUACAUCAACAUUUAUGCCAGCAGCAACAACAACAACUUCAACGGCAACGACUCGUGUUGCCCGAUCAAGUUUGAUAACCAGCAAGCGACAGAAACUUGUCUCAAAGGCAGCAAUUCCGAAGCCUUCCGUAACCAGGAAUUGAACAUGCAACCACCCACAACAACUCAGCCAUCAAUUUCAGCAACUAAAUCAGCUGCAGCAGCAGUUGCAGCAAUUGUUGCUGAAGCAACUGUUAAAGCUACAACUAAAAUGAAAACAACAUCAACAUUCAUAACAUCCUCACCACCAAGUUCAUCAACAAUAAUUAAUGAGGUCUCACUCAGCGAUGAUGAAAUAUGUUUGGAUGGUGUGAGGCAGAUUACGAAAGUUGAGCACAACAUUUUUGACAUCGUAGUGGUUCGAGAUGACUAUGACCCUGCCAAAUCUGGCAAUCUAGCUGUUAAUGUUAACGAUAGUAAUGCUUCGACAGUUAACGGUCUUGCUAAAAAUGAAGAAGAUAGUACCCUCAACUCUAACAGGAUCUACAACAACAAAGUAUUAUACAGAACAACGACGCCAGAGCUUGGGACUGCAACGACGGAGAAUGUCGAAAUGUACCUCGAUGAUACCAAUAAAUGCAUUGAAAUCAGCAACGUUGUUUGCUGCGAGACGGUCGCCGGGAGGAGAUCGUGUAAAGGUUGUCCAUUUAAUGACGAUAAGAAAGUAGAGUCAGAAUUGAACAUCUUCUCAGGACUGCAUCAACAACAGCAGCAAUCGGAUAAACAACCAGCAGACCAACAACAAACAGACCAGCAACAACCGCAACAGUACAAAUUGACUCAGGUUAAACUGAUACGUACAAUUUUCAUCGAUAUGACUUUUUCGGCACUUCGAAAAAAUUAUUUGCAACAAAUGUUUAAAAAAUUCAUCAACUGUAACAACAGCAACAGCAACAACAACACUAACGUUGCAACUUCACAUUACAUCAACGACAAAAGUGACAACAGCAAUACGAUUGAUGUUAUAAAUAACAACAGUGAUGAGUACAAAAACAUCAGCGCUUCUAAACUAAAACUGAACAAUAAACAGAUUCUAGAAGUCAGUGAAAUGCUGCGACAUCUUGCAGAUGAGAAAAAAUAA
This is a messenger RNA of Helobdella robusta, 2073 nucleotides long. RefSeq lists its product as hypothetical. The coding region runs from base 1 to 2073 and encodes 690 amino acids. The transcript is spliced from 4 exons. The record is from RefSeq and is a predicted model, not a curated record. Lineage: Eukaryota; Metazoa; Annelida; Clitellata; Rhynchobdellida; Glossiphoniidae.